AACCUCGUGCACUUUUGUUUACUCACCGCGUCUCUGCAUUUCUCGGACAAAAACAUGAUAAAUAGAACUCAUUGGGGUGGUUUUAAGGAUGGUAGUGAUAAGAAGAAGGAGAUUCAACCAAAUGAUAUUAUCUAUUCAGAGACAAGAUGUGAUUUACUAGCAGAAUUACAGCAAAACCGGGAGAGUCAACAAAGUCAGACGGAAAAGCUCCACUCGGAGAAUGUAAUUGUUACACAAACAGUUGAGGUGAUAAAUCAACGGGAAAUGAUUCAGACUCUCAUUGACACAUACGUGGACAAAUCGGGCCUCAAUUACGUUUUGAAUCCGUGUCAGAAGAUGCCAAGUAUUGACUUCCCACCGGGAAACUCGGCGAAUUUGAUCAAAGAGAAUAACAAUCCAUUUUGCUUCAGUCAACCGCGAGAGACGAGGUUCACUCGUGGCGAACAAAUGAGGACUUUCCCGCGUCUAGAGAAGACUGAAGUGGAUGCAGCAAUUAGGCGAUCUCUAGGAGGACUGUUGAAAAUUGCCGGAUACACCGAGGCUCAGGAUUCGGCAAUGGUGAUGUUCGUAGACGCUGUGGAUUACUUUUACAAAUCUCUGAUGGAGUACACAAAUGAGGCGAUAUCCCAGGAUCAGAUAGCCGAGAGACAUCGGCAUUUGGAUGUGAUGAUUCUAGAGAAGGCUUACAUGGCCAUGAGCGGACGAUCUCUCACGAAUCUUCACAAUUACUAUAAAGACAACGUGAUCGGGAGGAAUCGCGUUGAGAUCAAGGAGUUCAAGAACACUUUUCAGGAGUACGACAAAUUUAUGCAAGAGAGCCAGAACAUGCACAAAUCAAGUUCCACAAUCAAGGAGGAGGACUACAUGGCUUUCAUGGAUUUCUCAGUGGCAUCCAGAGCGGAUUCGUCGGUCCAGGAGAAUCCACAAUCGAACGCCCAAUCGGAAUCCGGAGAUUUGGGUGGUUUCAGGGACAUUUUUGAGGGAGAUCUUCUGUCCACGGGCACCACAGAUGGUAGUAGCAAUUCCCAACAAGGGCUCGAACCGGGCCCAGGCUAGAUAAGUCUCUGGUCAGGAAAUUGGUUAUGAAGAAUAAACGGAUUAAUCAUUCGUGAGA
Molecule: messenger RNA, 1114 nt
Organism: Phlebotomus argentipes
Lineage: Eukaryota; Metazoa; Arthropoda; Insecta; Diptera; Psychodidae
Gene: Spt7
Exons: 3
Coding region: 55-1056 (333 amino acids)
Cellular component (GO): SAGA complex
Molecular function (GO): transcription coactivator activity
Source: RefSeq, a predicted model, not a curated record